CCUCACUGCAUUGUCACACGCGGCAACACUCGGCCGACUCUCCUUCACUCUCCCAUUAGUUUCGCUCGCCUUCCUCCUUCACGGUAUAGCCUAAAGGCUAUAAUCAAUAAACACAUACCAACAGAGAGAUGGAGAAGAAAAUACUCGAUGUCAUUCUCGUCCCUUCCGGUUUACUGGUCCUGCUGUCCUACCACCUCUGGCUCCUCCUUCGAAUCAUCAACAAUCCCACUAAGACCGUUGUCGGCGUCAAUGCCAUCAAUCGCCGUUUCUGGGUUCAAGCAAUGAUGGAGGACGUGUCGAGGAAUGGAGUUCUAGCUGUUCAAUCUCUGAGGAACAACAUAAUGGCGUCGACUCUUGUAGCAUCGAUGGCGAUAAUGCUGAGUUCGCUCAUCGCCGUCUUGAUGAGCCAUAGUGGGGAAGAGGAGAGGAAAGUGAUGGUGGUGUACGGGGACAGAAGCGACCUGUGUCUGACGAUAAAGUUCUUCGCGAUAUUGGUAUGCUUCAUGGUGGCCUUUCUGAUGAAUGUUCAGUCCAUAAGGUACUACAGCCACGCGAGCAUCCUCAUCAACGUUCCAUUCAAGAAGGUGUGCCCGAAUAUUCGGCACCAGAUCCUCACGUCAGACUACGUCGCCACCACCGUUAACAGAGGAAGCUAUUUUUGGUCUCUGGGUUUGCGUGCCUUUUACUUCUCUUUUCCGAUGUUUCUGUGGCUUUUUGGACCCAUUCCCAUGUUCAUCUCUUGCUUCGUCCUCGUUUUCAUGCUCUAUUUCUUGGAUCUCACGUUUGAGCAUGGCUGGGCUGCCGUGUCUGCCAUUGAACCUGAUCAAAAUCGUAGGGAUGAGGAAGCUGCCGCGGGAAUCUCAAAUUAGAACUAGAGUCUCUCAAAAGCACGUAGUAUAUGUAGCAGUGAUAUUAAUAAAAUAGGGAAGCAUAUAUAAUAGGAGAUGGGUAUGUGUAAGGCUUCAACAUAACAGACGGUGAUUCGAAUUCAAUCCAUGUUGAAUUGAAUCACAUAUCAGCUAGCUAGACGUAAUCCACUGAAUGGUAUAAUAUUUUAGUGCUUGAUUGUGUUCUUAGAUAAUUGGAGUGAUUUAGGUUUUGCACCCACAUGGGCCUUGUCGCCAACAAGAUAGGGGUGAAAGAGAAUGAGACAGAAGAAAUGACGCGGAGAGUAGCGCCCUCGCCAUUCUCCCUUAAUGUUGCAGCUGAUGGUGCUGAGGUCAGGCUUGUUCACCUUGCAUGUUUCUUUUCUUUUUUCCUUCUUUUUUCCUGUUUCGAAACCCAUGAAUGUCGCUGCCACUGGUUUUUCUCUCGAAGAUAACCAAUAUGUCGUUUUUUAAAUAUAUAUAUAUAUAUA
This is a messenger RNA of Prosopis cineraria, 1357 nucleotides long. RefSeq lists its product as uncharacterized. Lineage: Eukaryota; Viridiplantae; Streptophyta; Magnoliopsida; Fabales; Fabaceae. Bases 129 to 869 code for a protein of 246 amino acids. The transcript is spliced from 2 exons. The record is from RefSeq and is a predicted model, not a curated record.